Cannabis sativa is the source of this 1952-nucleotide messenger RNA. Its product is annotated as trimethyltridecatetraene synthase. The record is from RefSeq and is a predicted model, not a curated record. Gene Ontology annotation, molecular function: oxidoreductase activity, acting on paired donors, with incorporation or reduction of molecular oxygen; monooxygenase activity; iron ion binding. Bases 64 to 1638 code for a protein of 524 amino acids. Lineage: Eukaryota; Viridiplantae; Streptophyta; Magnoliopsida; Rosales; Cannabaceae. The transcript has 2 exons.
ACUAAAUAAAUGUCCACAAUCUAAUAAAUAAUAAUAAAAAAAAGUCUAUAAAUAUCCCCAAAUAUGACUCUUUCACUACAUCUGAUCUUACCCACAACCAACAUGAAAGACCUAACUUGGGUUUCCUACACGGCCAUUUGGCUCGCCACGGUGGCACUCAUCCUCCUCUCCAAACGUCUCCGCCGCCGUAAACUAAACUUACCACCCGGCCCAAAACCCUGGCCCAUAAUCGGAAACCUCAACUUAAUAGGCCCAUUACCACACCGCUCCAUUCACGAGAUCUCCAAGAAGUACGGCCCAAUCAUGCAACUCCAAUUUGGGUCACACCCAGUGGUAGUUGGUUCCUCAGUCGAGAUGGCCAAAGUAAUCCUCAAAACCCAUGACGUAAUCUUCGCCGGGCGUCCCAAAACAGCGGCCGGAAAGUACACAACUUACAACUACUCCGACAUCACAUGGUCCCCUUACGGGCCAUACUGGAGACAGGCCCGAAAAAUGUGUCUGAUGGAGCUGUUCAGUGUUCGAAGACUAGACUCGUACGAGUACAUAAGGAAGGAAGAAAUGAAUUCCUUGCUUAAGGGCCUGAACGAGUCCGCAGAGAAGCCGAUCACCCUAAAAGAGCACCUAUCUAAUGUGAGCCUUAACGUGAUUAGCCGAAUGGUGCUUGGGAAAAAGUACACGGACGAGUCUGAAAACGCCAUCGUUUCACCUGAGGAAUUCAAAAAAAUGCUUGAUGAGCUUUUCUUGCUUAGUGGAGUACUUAACAUCGGUGAUUCGAUACCUUGGAUCGAUUUCUUGGACCUUCAGGGGUACAUCAAGAGAAUGAAGGCCCUGAGUAAAAAGUUUGAUAGGUUUUUGGAACAUGUGCUGGAUGAACAUAACGAACGAAGAAAGGGUGUCAAGGAUUACGUAGCCCAAGAUAUGGUCGAUGUGCUUUUACAGCUCGCUGAAGAUCCAAAUCUUGAGGUUAAGCUUGAAAGACAUGGCGUCAAGGCUUUUACCCAGGAUCUAAUAGCGGGUGGAACAGAGAGCUCGACAGUGACAGUGGAAUGGGCAAUCUCAGAGAUGUUAAAGAAGCCAGAUAUUUUCGAAAAAGCAACCGAAGAAUUAGACAGAGUGAUUGGAAGAGAGAGAUGGGUUGAAGAGAAAGACAUAGAUAAGCUACCCUACAUUAAUUCCAUCGUUAAAGAGACCAUGAGAUUGCACCCUGUGGCUCCCAUGUUGGUCCCAAGAUUUACCAGAGAGGAUUGUCAAGUGGCGGGCUAUGACAUUCCCAAGGAUACUAGAGUCCUAGUCAAUGUGUUUACCAUAGGGAGGGACCCUAGCUUAUGGGAUCAACCAGAGGAGUUUAUGCCCGAAAGGUUUCUUGAUAAGUCGAUUGAUGUGAAAGGCCAUGAUUUUGAGCUCCUUCCAUUCGGUGCUGGCAGGCGUAUGUGCCCUGGUUACAGUCUUGGUCUAAAGGUGAUUCAGUCCAGUUUGGCUAAUCUCUUGCACGGUUUCACAUGGACCUUACCACCCAACAUGAAGAAAGAGGAUUUGGACAUGACUGAAAUUUUUGGGCUUUCAACACCCAAGAAGUUUCCUCUUGUUGUAAUUUCUAAGCCUCGACUUUCACCUCAUCUUUAUGGUCAUGGCCUGUAAUAAGGUUCAUUAAUAAUAAUGGGCUUAGUUGGUUUAGGCUGAUUUAAGUUAAGAAUGAAUAAGUCUUUGUGUUUGGGAUUAAGUUCAAAAAAAAAAAGAAAAAGAGUUACCAUUCCAUUAGAAAAGAAAGAAAAAAAGUGUGCAUCGUAUAUUUUGAUAUUAUGAUCAUCGAGGCCAGUAGUGUAUACUAUAUCAGAAUAAGUUCAAUAGUAUUGAGAGUUGUUUGUUUGAUGCACUUAAUAAGUAAAUUGUAUGUUUAAGGUUUUGUCCAACCUUAAAAGAGAUAUUACUUAAACAAGAGAUAUCACGUAUCA